Molecule: messenger RNA, 1855 nt
Organism: Cucurbita maxima (winter squash)
Lineage: Eukaryota; Viridiplantae; Streptophyta; Magnoliopsida; Cucurbitales; Cucurbitaceae
Product: diacylglycerol kinase 5-like
Exons: 13
Coding region: 308-1750 (480 amino acids)
Molecular function (GO): ATP-dependent diacylglycerol kinase activity
Source: RefSeq, a predicted model, not a curated record
AAAAAAAAAGGACGAUGGGGUUGGCGCGAAGACGAGGAAAAAUUUAAGACGACAAAAGGGAAGGCAGGUGAAGAACAUUUCCCACCUCUCUUUCCCAAAAUUCCUUUACGUUCGUUGAAAUGGUAAGACGAAUACGCCAAGAAGUUUCGAUUCUGCUUCUCUUUUCUCCUUCUUAUUGCUUCCUGUUUCGUCAUGGAAAACGACCCACAUACCAUCCACCCAUAAUUGCUUCUGUUUUAAGCUUUCAUUGGAUCUUUCCCUGACUGUUUUGAAUCUCCGCGACGAAUUCGUUUCCAGGCUUCUAGCUAUGGGAAGCAUCAUGUCUGAGAUUAACUUGAAGGACUUUUUUGUUCCCAACUACAUUUUAUCUCUUGGAUCAGAGGUGGAAAGAGUUAGCCAUCCCCCUGUUUGUCCAGUAAUUGUUUUCAUUAACUCCAAAAGUGGCGGUCAGCUUGGAGGUGAACUCCUUGUGAGAUACCGUUCUCUUCUCAAUAAAAAUCAGGUUUUUGAUCUGGGAGAGAGUCUUCCUGACAAGGUGCUACAUCGACUUUAUCAUAACCUUGGCAUGCUCAAGGACAAGGGAGAUCUCUUGGCUGUUCAUAUCGAAAAGAAUCUUAAACUAAUUGUUGCGGGUGGAGAUGGUACUGCAAGCUGGCUUCUUGGGGUAGUUUCUGAUAUGAGACUGCCUCAUCCACCUAAAAUUGCUACAGUACCAUUGGGAACUGGAAACAACCUUCACUUUUCCUUCGGCUGGGGAAAGAAAAAUCCCGGCACAGACCGUGAAUCCGUUGAAUUAUUCUUGAGUCAAGUAAGGAGUGCAAAAGAAAUGAAGAUUGAUAGCUGGCAUAUUCUCAUGAGAAUGCGAAGUCCGAAGGAAGGUUCUUCUGAUUCUAUUGCAUCUCUUGAGCUGCCUCACUGUUUGCACGCAUUCCAUCAGGACGGUUGGCAUCUAUUUCGUGGUGGAUUUUGGAAUUACUUCAGCAUUGGAAUGGAUGCUCAGGUAUCAUAUGCUUUUCAUUCCGAGAGAAAGUUGAAUCCAGAAAAUUUUAAGAAUCAAUUAACUAAUCAGAAAGCAUAUUUGAAGAUUGCUUGUAAACAAGGAUGGUUUGUUUCUCCUUUAUGUCAUCCUCCUUCCAGGAACAUAGCAAAUCUUGCAGCGGUGAAGAUUAUGAGGAGGGAAGGUAUCUGGGAGGACCUCGUGAUUCCCUCAAGUAUGAGAUCUAUAAUUUGUCUCAAUUUGCCAAGUUUUUCUGGUGGACUUGAUCCUUGGGGAGAUCCAAGCAAAAAUAAAUUACAUGAUAGUGAUCUAACUCCUCCAUAUGUGGAUGAUGGGCUUAUUGAGAUCGUUGGUUUUAGAAACGCUUGGCACGGGCUCGUCCUGCUUGCGCCAAAUGGACAUGGAACUCGUCUUGGUCAGGCAAGAAGAGUUCACUUCGAGUUUCAUAAAGGUGCAAUUAACCACACGUACAUGAGAAUUGAUGGGGAGCCAUGGAAGCAACCCCUUUCUGUGGAAGAUGACAAAGUAGUGAUAGAAAUUAGUCAUUCUGGUCGAGUCGACAUGCUCGCCAACCUACCGUGCAGAGCUAAAAGUGUGCACGACCCUUCUUCAACUCACAAUUAUGGCAACAGAGAUUAUUAUAUCAACAGGGACGAUAAAUUUGCAGAAGAACAUGUGGUGGUAAAGAAGUUUGGUGCAGCUUCUACGUUUAAGUUUGUGGACGACAGGGACAUAGUUCAUUAUCAUCAAUAGGUACACAGACGUAUUGAGUUAUCUUAAUUUUGGUUUUUGGUGUAUAUGAAUGAUUAUGAUUUGAGAUAGAUUGAUUGAUGAAUGAAGUAGUUGCUUCAGCUGUAA